UUUUAGCCGCAAUACUGGGAGACAUGCACCGCAUCAAAGGCAAUGUGACGCGCGUGGGAAGCGUAGCCUACGCACCUCAGUUGCCAUGUGUACACAAUAUGACAAUUAGAGACAACAUCCUCUACGGGAAGGCGAUGGACCACGCUUUCUACGAGAAAGUGAUUCGAAACUGUCAACUGGUAAAUGACAUCAACAAGCUGCAAACGGGAGACAUGACCGAAGUCGGCGAGAAGGGCACGAACCUGAGUGGCGGACAGAAGCAGCGCAUCUCUCUAGCCCGUGCUGUUUACAGCCAGAGCGACAUCUACCUGCUGGACGACCCUCUCACCGCUCUUGACCCUGUCGUUGCUAGUCGGGUGUUCAGAGACGUCAUCGGAAGCCGUGGCAUGCUCAGGAGCAAGACGCGGAUCGUAGUCUGUAACCAAGGGCAUUUCCUGCGGCACAUGGACAAGCUUGUCUUGGUUGACGGGAAGCGCAUCAAAAUCUACGAUAAGCUUGAAGAUCUCGUAUCAGACCCGGACUCGCCCCAGAACUUUCGAGAAGCUCUCGAACAGUGCACGUCCCAACGCUCUAAUCAAAUGCGGUGA
This is a messenger RNA of Rhipicephalus sanguineus (brown dog tick), 587 nucleotides long. Its product is annotated as multidrug resistance-associated protein 1-like. Lineage: Eukaryota; Metazoa; Arthropoda; Arachnida; Ixodida; Ixodidae. The record is from RefSeq and is a predicted model, not a curated record. Gene Ontology annotation, cellular component: membrane. Gene Ontology annotation, molecular function: ATP hydrolysis activity; ATP binding; ATPase-coupled transmembrane transporter activity. Gene Ontology annotation, biological process: transmembrane transport. The transcript is spliced from 4 exons. The coding region runs from base 24 to 587 and encodes 187 amino acids.